Molecule: messenger RNA, 629 nt
Organism: Bursaphelenchus okinawaensis
Lineage: Eukaryota; Metazoa; Nematoda; Chromadorea; Rhabditida; Aphelenchoididae
Source: the annotation of a GenBank genome assembly
AUGAUUAAAGUUAGGGCUAAGGUAAUGGCUAAGGGGGGUUAGGGCAAUAAUUUAACCAUUUUUUUCUUUGAAACUCAAAAGUUUUAGGAUUGCAACAUUGACAGAGACGAUGGUUCAUUGGUUGUGUUCAAAGAAGGCGAAUAUAGCUACAUGUACAAGAUCUCUGAUUAUAUUGUACCACGGAGUUGUACCAAUGGACCUUGUGUGAUUAGAGACGUUAGAAAGUAAGAAUUUUUUUACAAUUUUUUAUUUCUAAAAUUUUUUCACUUUUUUGACUGUAUUUUGCACCUUUACUACGCUUUUAUUUACUAUAUAGUUUAUUCUGGCGUACUGUGCUUUAUCAUACAGCUACAAAUUUACUGUAGCCCACAACAACAGCCACAACCGGGUACUAGACAAAUUGAUAAUUUUUUAAUAAUGACAUUUUCAGACAGAUUGACUACGAAAUUCCGCAUAACUUGACCACUUUUACUGGCCCACCUCCUGGGCAAAGAAUUGGAAUCAUCCCUAUCUUGACCACCAAAUCCAGAAUGAUUUUAAAACGUGUUGGAUGGAAGUACAAUUCAGCUCAAGACGUUAUGGCACAUUGGACAUUUUUCUUCAUUUUAGGCUUAUUUUUAAUUUUGUGA